Molecule: messenger RNA, 1135 nt
Organism: Morone saxatilis (striped sea-bass)
Lineage: Eukaryota; Metazoa; Chordata; Actinopteri; Moronidae
Exons: 6
Coding region: 209-1000 (263 amino acids)
Source: RefSeq, a predicted model, not a curated record
UGUGUGUGACGGUGUGAGGAACUGUAGUUUAAACAAGUCUCCCCCAUGUACAGGCUCCGGUUGGUUUUGGUGAGGUAGAGCGACCCCCCCACCUACCGGAGGACUCGCGCGACAGCGGCAGAUUUAGCAAAGCUCCGUCGCGAGAAGUGUCUGGAUAGAGAGCUCGCGCACCGCCACCGGGCCGCCGUUUGUAAAGAUAACAUUAGCAAUGAGUGGUGCUGUGAAUUUCAAGAACUGCGGCUCUGUGCUGGUAACGGGAGCCAGCCGAGGGCUCGGGCUGCAGAUAGUCGACAGCCUGGCGAGUGGAGGUUUCUCACCCGGUAAGAUUAUAGCCACGACCAGAGAGCCGGCGAGAGCACAGAAACUUCAGGAACUGGCACAGAAACAUCCCAACAUCCACAUAGUCACACUGGAUGUAGUGAACCAGGCGAGUAUAGAGGGGUCUGUAGAAGAGGUGGGGCAGCUGCUACAACAACAGGGUCUGAACUGCCUGAUCAACAAUGCAGGGAUCAACGUGGUGGCCGACUUCCAUACGGUCACUGCAGAGAUGAUGAUAGAAAACUUCCAUACUAAUGCUGUGGCUCCUCUAAUGAUCACCAAGGCCUUCCUGCCUCUGUUGAAGCAAGCUGCGUCCAGAGGAGGAGCAGGUGGCACAGGGAGCAUGGGCAUCCAGAGGGCAGCAGUCAUCAACGUGACCUCUCUGCUGGGCUCUGUGGAGCUCAACUGGGGGGAACGGGCCAACAACUUCAAAUGGUACCCCUACAGGACAUCCAAGAGUGCCCUAAACAUGGUGAGUCGCUCUAUGGCUGUAGACCUGGAGCCUCAUGGGAUUCUCUGUAUGGCUAUACACCCUGGCUGGGUCCGCACUGACAUGGGAGGGUCGCAGGCUCCACUGAGUCCAGAGGAGAGCGUUUCUUCCGUCUUGUCUGUGAUUGGUGGACUGACUGAAAAGGAUAAUGGGUCAUUUCUGAACUUUACAGGAGAGGUGUUGCCUUGGUGAUCCUUUUCAUCAAAGUAAUGAGUAGGAUGAUUAUUAUUAUUAUUAAUAAUAGAUCCUAAUGGCUGUUUAUUCAGUUCGGAAUAACUUCAGCUAUGCAAAAGUGUUACAAACAGUGAGUGUUAAUAAUCUUAAUGG